AUGAUGUUACUUGAAUCGUCAAGGAUGGCGACUUUCAAAGCUCCCAAGAAAGUUCUUUCAGAGGCGAGUUCUUUCUUUGAAAAGCUGCUGAACAGCGACUUGAAGGAGUCCAAAGAAGGAGUGGUUCGCUUGGAGAUGUUUACCGACUCUGUCAUGAGAAGCACAUCGGAGUUUAUAUACACCGGUUAUAUUCAGAUACUGGAUGAUGAUACCCGAGACUUGGUUAUGAUAGCAGAUUAUUUGUUUCUUCAGAGACUUAACACCUUGGCAGCGCAUAUUCUGAUACUGAAAUUGAAUAUUUCAUAUUGUGUUUCAAUUUUCCAUUUUGCUGAUGAAUAUCACUGCGAGGAACUUGCCUCAAGGGCCAAAACAUUUACCCUUGCAAUUUUCAGCGCAAUGUUCUCUGUGAAUAGUGGAUAUGUUUUGAAAAUGUCCAGCUAUGAGCUAUCAAUGCUGAUUUCAAGCGAUGAGCUACAUGUUAGCAUUUAGGAAGAUGUUUCCCAUGUCAUUCUAGCUUAGCUUAGCUUGGAUUAAUCACGAAAGAAACCAGUGCACAAUAUAUUUCGCCGAAUUAUUUCGUCACGUUAGACUUGUUUGCAUAUCGCGUGACUUUCUUUGUAGUAGUGUCGUGACAAAUGAUUUGGUAAUAGACAUUGAAAACUGUCUGGAACUUGUUGAAAAAGCUCUCUAAUUACUUGAUACUAAGAUUUUCGAUGGUCUUUAGCACAUACCAAGAAAGUCUCUCGAAUCCGCUGCAAUUGUCAAAUUCACAACGGAAGGAAGAUAUCUUAUGUAUUUUCCUCGUGAGGAUCAGGGUGCGAAAAAGAGCCAUUACAGAUGGAAGGUAUCACGAGUAUUUUCUUCUGUCAUGAUAAAAGGUACUGCACGAGGCGAGAGCCGGCCAGAAUUUCCUAUCCUUUGCAUCCAAUGUUUCAAUCCACAUUCGAACACAUGUACGUGGUUACCAUCAUCAGAUGACCUAAAAUUGAGAGAUAUGUUCCUCUAUAAUGAUAAAUUGUAUGCUUUGUUCUUAUUUUGUAAGUGGACGCCUAUUAUUUUCCCCGAGGCAUCUGUUUACCAUUUUAAGAAAAGAAGCGGCUUCUUCAUCACAAAAUAUAACGUAGGUUCCAACUAAUGGGAGGGAAUUUUAUCAGAUGAGCAUUUGGUUGAGAAAGAGCAUUAUUGCUACGAGAGAACUUCGUUUAUUUCAUUGGAGGCACAGAAUCUGAAUGGGGUCACGAGAGGAGGCUCUUGCGAGACGUUGAUAGGUACGAUCACCACAGAAAUCACUGGGAUAAGCUGGCAGACAUUCAAGUAGCGAGAAUGUAGUGCAAUCGAUGUUUUCGAACCAAGCGUUGAAGAACAUAAAUGCAGUGCUUAAAAAGUGGGUUGAUUUAGCUGAGUGAUGUUUAGAAGCAACUACCGGUCUUGCAAACUCAGCUGCAGGUCAAAUUUAAAUCCAUGUUUUAAAAUGGAGACGAAAUUAAAAUUCAAACCUGGAGACUACAAAACCUUUCUUUAGAAAUAUUUAGAAGCCACUAAGAAGUUAGAACGAAAAUAGCGGGGAAGGGAGGGGACCAAGGGUGGUAAAAAUGUUCAAUGCACCUGUCCCUCCCACUAUCAGAAUGAGUCCAACUCAAUUCAUUUGUCUCUUAUUGGAUAAAGACUCGAACCAAUAUUACUGACAGUGAAAUUCAAAUUAAGUGCAGUUAUGAGUCAGCACUGAGUCGCAGAACGACAAAAAAAUUAAUUAUCAAUUCCAAACAAAAAAUGGCAUCGAUUCCUCACACUGUUCUGACAUCUGACAAAGUUAAUCCAGCAGAAGAAAUCUCAAAAGAUGGCCUCUAUCAGCCGUGCGAUGUUACUUUGGUGGUCAAAGAUGGCGAGUUCAAAGCUCACAGAAAAGCUCUUUCGGAGGCGAGUCCAUUCUUUGAAAAGCUGCUGAACAGCGACAUGAAGGAGUGCAAAGAAGGAGUGGUUCGCUUAGAGAUGUUUAGGAAGAUGUGUUUAACAUCAUUCUUGCCUGGAUUCAUCACGCAAAAAGAAAGCGACAGAAUUACUUCGCAGAGUUGUUUCGUCACGUUCGACUACUUCACAUAUCGCGUGACUUUCUGAGCAAUAAUGUCGUGACAAAUGAAUUGGUCAAAGGCAAUAAAGGUUGUCUGGAUCUUGUUCAUAAAGCUAUCGGCACACUUGACUCUAAGAACUUUGACAAUCUCCCAGAUAGUCUCCAUUACACGCCUAGAAAGGUUUUUGAAAGCUCUGUUUUGAUCACUUACAGUCAAAAAUAUUUAAUGUGCUUUUUUCCCCGUGAAAAUAGCUGGUAUACUUUGGGUGACGAGAGGCCUUCAGAAUCGAGAGCUAGCCGAAUUUUUUCCUGCAAUAGUAAGUUGUACAGCACAAGAAUAGGGUCAGUUGAAUACCCACAAGAUAUCUGUAGACUGCAUAUGUCAUGCUACGAUCCCUACUCGAACGCUUGGACCUCGUUACCAGUCUCGGAGGGAAACACAUGUCUUUGGAGGAUAUUUGUCAACAAUAAAGAUGAAAUGUUUGCUUUGUUCUUGGAACGAUGUGGUUGGGAUCAUUAUCGUGUUUGGCGGAUUCGAAAUGGAAGAAGACACUCAAAACGUCUUUUCGGCCGACGAUGUGCCAAGGAAGGAACCGAAGAGAAACAUGUUUCCUUCAUUAUGCGAUAUAAACCUGAAUUACACAAGUGGAAAGAAGUCACAUCUUUCAAUCAUUUGGAUCUGAGACAGCAUUUUACCAUUGUGGCCCAUAACAAUUUCAUUUAUUUCAUAGGCGGAAUAGAAUGGCACGGACGCGAAUGCGAGUUUCUGAAUGAUGUGGACAGGUACGACCUUAACACAGACCAGUGGGAAAAACUAACAAGUCUUCAAAUAGCAAGAAAGCGGGCUAGUGGUGCUGCAGGAAACGGGAAAGUUAUCAUCUCUGGCGGCGUUAAAAGGGGAGCACAAGUGAAUCAGUGUGAAAUUUACGAUGAAGAAACAAAUGAAUGGCACCUCAUCGAAGGCUUCAACGAAGGAUCUUAUCCAAAUAGAAUUAUAAACUUCGUGACUGUCGAUGACGAGGUGUAUGCUUUGAUUGAAAGUGUGAUCACGAAAAUCCAGACAGUAAAACACUACGACUUUGAGAGGAACAGAUGGAGCCCGAACAAACUCCUGACGAGGAUGUCUUCUGUACUGAACGUUUGUUCAAUAAGAAUUUUCAAAGGUUGGCUCGAUAAUUCAAAGUUGAAAAGUUUUGUAUCUGUUACCACUCAGGAUACGCCUCGAUCUUCGACAUCGACAGAAAAUUCUUUAGGUUCAUAGAUACAAUGUCGAUCGACUUACCAAUAUACAGACUUCUCUCGGAACUAAUGCAACGCAGUUGAAUUAUUGACCCCUUAGAUUUUCGACUCUAUGACUUUCCAAGAGGUCUAAAACUGCAAGCAAACAGAUCACUUCGGGAAUUCCCGAUCGUCGUCCAUUCAUGCUCUUCUGGACUAAUUACCAAAAAAACACUUUAGACUCGGCUCCAUGUGACCACUUAGUGUUCUUCUUCCUUUUACGUCCCCACCCCCACCCUGUAAAAAAUAAAAUGAUAGUUAGUGGCUCAUGCUCGUCAUUUCAUGCUCGCACCAAUCAGAUCGCAGCAUCAAGGUAUUGUUGCAUGCAUUAAUCAGAUCGAGGCAUUAGAGAUAGUCUCUUGCACCAAUCAGAUCGUGACAAUAUUUCUUACACAGAAUACGUCUCCUCCUUUUACUUUUUUCCGGCGCCUGCUUCAUUUCUUGCAAGAACUUUUUUAGUUUUUGUCAAAAUUGUAUACAUGAUAGGAGUAUUUAUUUGUUAUUAUCCGACUGCACCAAGCCACAAACCACGCGCGAUUAAAAAAAAUCACUCAUCAGUAACAAUAACUGUUUGUUCAGCUUGUUAUUUUGAACUCUAAAUACUUUAUUCUACUCCAAGAUUCGGGAUAUUAAAAAAAAAUGUUUUUAAUCACAGCUCGAUGGAGAAUACCCUAAGAAGGGUUAACACAGGAUGUAAUUUUUUCUUUGUUGUUUAAAGAGAGACGUCGUCAUCGGAUGAUUUGAAUUUACUUCAAAGCGUUGUUUCCUUUUGCAAUUGCUUUUAAUGCGAAGUCAUAUUAGGGAUCAAGAGCGCUCUUGUUGUAGUGAUUAAAAGCCAAUAUUUCAAUGACAUCUUACUCUGGCAGCCGCAAUGUUGUGUGCAUGGGAUGCUAACUGUCCAUCAAAGAUUUAAUGGACAAUUUGAUUUGAGUCAAACACUUCAAGACACAAAGAGCAAUUAUCCAGAAGAGAAGUUUUCUGACAUAAGGCCAAUCUAAACUCCAAACAAUCAUUUAUUUUUUUUCACUUUUUAACUGAAUCGUAAAGGCAACGGAAAAAGAAGACCGGCCCAAUGAUGCCAUAGCUUGUUUAGCUCUGUGAUGUAAAAUCUCUCAGUACUGCAUGGAUUGGCUUUUGCGACCUCCUCAGUUAGGAGGCAGUAGCGUUUAUUAUAAACUAGUGAUGUAUGUUUUUCUAUCAGCUCAGAACUGCUUUUCUCCAAGAGACCAUGGUCGCCUGAUUUCUCUGUCAAUUUUUUUACUUAGUUUGGUAGCUAAUGACGAUGCAAGGGAAAGAUAAAUUAGCAAUUAUUCAAAUCAUCGAAGACUUUGCUUUGAGAAAGAUCAUCCUAGUCUUAUAGUGGAUUCGGAGAGGCUCUGUGUUGAAAAUGGCAACUAGUGACUUUAUUCUGCUGUUAAGUGGCUAUCAGUUGCUUGCCUUACACCAAUCUGUUGAGUUAUUUCAAUGUACAUCACUCCAAAACGGAAGUUUUCCUUUUCAAAUCAAUCUCUGA
This is a messenger RNA of Pocillopora meandrina, 4859 nucleotides long. The record is from the annotation of a GenBank genome assembly. Lineage: Eukaryota; Metazoa; Cnidaria; Anthozoa; Scleractinia; Pocilloporidae.